This is a messenger RNA of Hypanus sabinus (Atlantic stingray), 2539 nucleotides long. RefSeq names its product synaptogyrin-1-like. Gene Ontology annotation, cellular component: synaptic vesicle membrane; neuromuscular junction. The coding region runs from base 62 to 652 and encodes 196 amino acids. Lineage: Eukaryota; Metazoa; Chordata; Chondrichthyes; Myliobatiformes; Dasyatidae. The transcript has 4 exons. The record is from RefSeq and is a predicted model, not a curated record.
CGCGCCCCCGCCGGCGCCGGGCGCGUUCCCGGCGCUGGGAGAAGGAAGAGGCUGGAGGAAGAUGGAGACCGCAGCAGCCUAUGGAGCUGGCAAGGCUGGGGGAGCCUUUGACCCCGUCACGUUCAUCAGGCAGCCUCAGACCAUACUCCGGGCUGUCAGCUGGCUUUUCUCGAUUGUUGUAUUUGGAUCAAUUGUCAACGAGGGCUACGUGAACCGACCGAGCGAGAUCGAGGAGCACUGCGUCUUCAAUCGCAAUGCCAACGCUUGUAACUAUGGCAUCACCAUCGGGGUGCUGGCCUUCCUCGGGUGCCUGGCCUUCCUCGCCCUCGACGCCUACUUCCCGCAGAUCAGCAGUGUCAAGGACCGGAAGAAGGUGGUCUUGGGGGAUAUCGGAUUUUCAGCCUGCUGGUCCUUCUUGUGGUUUGUGAGUUUCUGUUUCCUCACAAACCAGUGGCAGGCCACGAAUCUGGCUGAAGACAACCCACUGAAGGAGGGGGCAGACGCUGCCCGUGCUGCCAUCACCUUCUCCUUCUUCUCAAUCUUCACCUGGGGUUACCUGGUGCUCCUUGCGAUGGAACGUUUAAAGGACGUCACCUUCACAGAGGAAUACAACAAACUGUUCCCACCGCAGCAAAACCCUGUGCUUGUUUAACUUCUCUCCCCUCUACCCCUGCGCUCUGUCUGUCAACCCCCUCCCCCACCCCCCACUUUUCUCUCGCUGUCUGAAGUUCAGGGGUCUAACAGCAAGUGAGCUAGAAACUCUAACCUUGUGCAACGCCAAAGUAUUCCCCUACCAACAUAGGUGGUGGCAGACAGUAUUUGUCACUGCUACUCUCUGGAUGAAAAAAUCAGGCUUCUUAUCAUUGAAUUAAGUGAUGUGAAAUUUGUAGUUUGUGCUGAAAUGACUAUAAAUUGCAAAAGCAGAAAACAAACGAGUAAUGGGAUAGUUUUCUUGGAUCUGAUGGUGGAAGGGAAGAAGCUGUUUCUGAAAUGUUGAGUGGAGGUCGUCGGACUCCCUACUCCCCCACCUCCGAUGGUGCUAAGAAGAGGGCAAGUCCUGGACAGGUGAAUGUCCUUAAUAAUAGAUACCACCUUCUUGAUAGGCCAGCUGUACCCCCACCCUCUCAACCCCACCCCACCCCCAUCUCCAGCUCCUGCCUUAUUCUGGGGGGGCAUGGACCUGUUUCAUUAUCUUCCUUCUGCCCCCCCCCCCACCUCACCCUCAUCCCCAGCCCUCACUUCCCUCUCAGUCAGGAGUUGUGAGUUCAAGGCCCAUCCCUGCGCAGUUCCCAGAUGAGGAGGGUGUUUGGUGGUUCCCUUCAGUGUAUAGAAAAGAUCCCACAAGGCCAUUUUAAAGAAAAAUGCAGACUAGGCUUCCGAAUUAUGGUGUCAAUACUUAUUCUCUAGGAAGAAAACUAAAAGAUAGUUAUCCUUAGUCACUUUGUGUGAGAGGGAACUUGCUUAGCACAAAUUGGCUGCCGCAUUAUUGAAUUCAGAUUAACUUAUUUAUCACAUCACAUCGAAAGGUGCCAUUUGCAUUAACAACCAACGGAACCUAAAGAUGGCGCCUCGCAUCCCAGUGGCAGGAGGUGGGAAUCUGCCCUCCCUACCCGUGCCAAGGUUGACUCUUCACUGCCUCCUCAGAUCAGAGGCCUCUGGGGAUGAGCACUCGAUGCCGGCACCUCUGUGGACUUCCAUGUCCAGUGAGCAAGUGUUAGAACAGGCUACAGAAUCAAUUCACAUCCCUCUCCCUUACCCCUUUCAUUCCUGAGGGUCUCAGGCAACUGAGGCACAGAUGCCAGUUGGGGGAAGGGGAGGGGUGGAAAUGAAUUUGGGUCUUGAUUGAGAGGCUGAGAUUGGAGGAUGAUAAAUCCAGGGUAGAAGGAGAGACGGGGAUGGAGCGAGACCUGACUGAGAUUUGAGAGCACGGUGAGAAUUUAAUGAGCCAGUGACUUUACGUGCACUGACAGCCAAUUUAGAAGACAGUGGGCUACAGGCUCCAUGUCCCUGUGUUCUGAAUCUGGUUUGAGCAGGCACCAGUGUUUUUUGCUAGCUUAAUCACCCUAAUGCAGUUACCAGACAAGCCCUUGCCAGGUUCUAUAAUAACCUUCCAGUGCCUUUGUGUGAUCCUACCUACAAACACAGAAGGAUUUACUACUGCAUGUAAUCAGGCUGUCUUAAUGUGUGAACUACGUGCUCUGGCCUAACUCUCAUUUGUAUUUUAACAGUCUUAACAUAUUAACAACACUAACAGCAGUGUCCUCUCUCUCUUCGCUUGCUCUUCUCUUUCCUGCACCUCAUCUCUGUCUCACUCUUCUCCCUCCCCCUCUGUCCUCCUCUGCCAUCCACCCUUCCUCUCUCUAUGCCUCUGCCUGCCUCCCGUUUUCUUUGUCUCCAUCUCUCCCCCACUGUCUCUGUCACUGUGUGUGUCUCUCUCUCUCUCACUGUGUCCCUCUCUCAUUUUCUCGUGUCUCUGACACACUGUCUGUAUGUCUCCACUCCCUUUCUCUGCCCUUUCACCACCCCCCCCCCCCCCCCC